Molecule: messenger RNA, 2368 nt
Organism: Chlamydomonas reinhardtii
Lineage: Eukaryota; Viridiplantae; Chlorophyta; Chlorophyceae; Chlamydomonadales; Chlamydomonadaceae
Exons: 8
Coding region: 203-2014 (603 amino acids)
Cellular component (GO): catalytic step 2 spliceosome
Source: RefSeq, a predicted model, not a curated record
GUGCUUCAUCCCAAGAAUAGGUCGCGGUCUUAGCCUGGUCACCUGCCUUGUGGCGGACUUGUAAUCCACAACCGGUAAAGCAGGAGCAGCAUUUGUCCAUAUGGCAUCUCUAGAUCCAGCAGCUCUUGAAAGAGAGCUAGCGCAACUGCGCAAGCAGCGUUAUGAGGCCAGCCAACGCGUCCGCGCCUCGCGCCAGGCUCCAAUGGGACCUGGGAUGCAGUCGCGUGGCAUGGACCCGGCGGGAUCACGUCCGGGUGAGCGGCGUUUUGGCGCCGGGCCGCCGUCGGCCCGGGGCGAGGGACCUCGCGGGGGGCCCUUCCGCGACGGGCCCCUAGCGGGGCGUCUUGGGCCGGGCCCUGCCUCACGAGGUGCGCCUGACGCGGGUCCAGCUCGCGGCGGGCGCUUUGACGGCCCGGCCCGCGAUGGCGACCGCUUCGGUGACCGCUUUGGCGGCCCUUCAGCGCGGGGGGCGCGGGAGCCGUUCGGGCGUGACCGGGACAGGGAUGCCGACCGUGAGCGGGACCGGGAUGGGCGCGACGCCAAGGCGGCGGCACCUGCGCGGCGGCGGCUGGUGCUGUCCUCCGUGGUCGUGGGCAACGGCGCCGGCGCUGCGCCGCGGGAGGGCGAGGAGGACCGGGACCGGGAGGGCGAGGAGCGCGUGCGCGAGGACGCCGAGGAGGGCCAAGGCGGCGACCGGGUGCACGUCCGCCACACCCGGGAUCACGAGGAGGUCAGUGCUGCGGCUGCGGCAAAUGAGGAUGACAGUGUGGACCGCAAGGCGGCCGCCGCUGCAGGCGGCCGGUGGGGCCCCGCCAUGAGCGCCGCUGCCGGCGCGGGCGAGGAGGCGGGCGGCCGUGGCACCAAGCGGCCGGCGCCGGGGGCCCCGGGCGUCGCGGCUGAGGACCCUGACAGCCGCAAGCGGGCUCGGCGGCUGCUGGGGCGCGCGCUGCUGGGCACACUGCAGAAGUUCCGGCAGGAGGACGCGCAGUUCCAGAAGUCUGAGACCGCUACGCGCCGCGCUGAGCUGGCUCGCAAGGCGGAGGAGAAGGCGGCAGCGGAGAGCGAGCGGCUGCGCAGGGCGGCGGCGGAGGACCGGGCUCGCAAGCGGCAGGAGGAGCUGGACUCACUGCUGGACCUCAACCUGGCCACUGACAUCAAGGUGCUCGAGCUCAUGUACGCAAAGAAGUUGGCACGCCACCGCGCCAUGUCAGGCUUCCUGCGUGCCGGUGUGCACGCCGGGGGCGCGGCGGCUGCGGCUGCGGCUACAGAGCUGGGGGCGGCCGGCAAGGCCGGCGGCAAGGCGCAGCCGGCGGACGAGGAGGAAGAGGAGGGCGCUGCGGGGGUGGCGGCGGAGCCGGCCGCUGAUAAAAUGGAGGUGGAUGGAGCGGUGGCUAUGGCGGUGGUGAAGGAAGGCAAGGGCGCUGCGGGGCCGCGGCGGCCGUCUGAUGUGUACUGGCGCCCGGCGCGACACAACGCGGCGACAUUGGCGCUUAAGGAGCAGCAGGAGCAGCAGCUGAAGGAGUGGGAGGCCUCGGUGCUCCGGGAGCUGGAGGCGGAGAGGGUGGGACUGCGCCAGCGGGCGGAGGCGCGGCGGGCCAGUCUGGUGGAGCGGCGGCAGCAGCGGGCGGCGGCGGCGCACGAGGGCCGGGAGGGCGGUGCGGCCGUUGCGGGCGCGGAGGAGGAGGCCGAGGACCAUGAAGUGCUUCAGGCCGUGGAGUUGGACAUGCAGCACGAGGAGGGCGAGGCCGAGCCGGGGCCGCAGGCAACAGAGGCGGAGGCGGCGGGACCUCCGGCGGCGGCCGCUGCGGGCGAUUCCGGCAAGGCCAGCGGUAGCGGCAAGGCGGCCGACCAGGCGCGGGGGCGCCGCGAGAGCGGGGAGCACGAAGAGGAGGGCGAGCACACAGUGGCAAUGGCUGAGGCCGAGGCCGCCGCAGCCGCCGCAGAGGCGGAGGCAGCUAUGAAGGAGGAGGAAGCAGCAGCUGCGGCUGAAAUUUUGGCCGGGGACGAGGAGUGAUUCACGGGCUUGUGCCGGCUUGUACACGCGCAACGCCACGUCUAGGCGCGUUAAGCCUGUACUGGUCAGGGGCUUCGUGAUAGGCAGUCCUGGCCAACGGAUGAGGGGCGGGGCACGGGCACGGCAGUAGGUUUGCCAGGCCGCCGCCUGCGUGUGAUGGCAAGCAGGAGUUGCAGGAGAGUAGUUAUGUUUGGUAUGAGUAUGCUACUGCAACAUCAUGCGUGAAAUGACCUUAGAAGGACGAGUGCAGGAUGGGACGUGGCGGGUGGCCUGGAGCCGCGACCCCAUGACAUGACGGGUGAAUUCGGUUAGGGGGCGUGUCUGUUGCAGGCCAUUCUGUAAUUACAAUUCCUU